This is a messenger RNA of Desarmillaria tabescens, 4458 nucleotides long. RefSeq lists its product as uncharacterized. Gene Ontology annotation, biological process: DNA repair; regulation of transcription by RNA polymerase II. The transcript has 21 exons. NCBI's taxonomy places the organism in Eukaryota, Fungi, Basidiomycota, Agaricomycetes, Agaricales, Physalacriaceae. Gene Ontology annotation, molecular function: DNA-binding transcription activator activity, RNA polymerase II-specific; zinc ion binding. The record is from RefSeq and is a predicted model, not a curated record. The coding region runs from base 1 to 4458 and encodes 1485 amino acids.
AUGGACGGCGCGACUUUCUCCAGCGCGCACAUGCGAGAGCGCGACAAGGUCCUCAAUGAGAAGCACCGUAAAGAAAUUGCGGCACACGAGGCCAAGUAUGACCGACUCAAGCAUUCAGCUGAGGACACGCUGAACCGUCUCAGCGACGUAACGAACAGGACAGGGCACCUCGUCAGGGCCCUUGGAUUUAGCGACUUGCAGGAGGCAUUGUUCGUAGUCGACAACGCUGAGCAUGGCACGAAGUACAGUGAUGCGUUAACUCGGAUAGAGGAUCUAGAAAAGGCGCUCCGUCGUACGACAGACGAAAGGGACCAUUUACAGACUCAGCUGGAUGAUGUUGUAAGGCAGAGAAACCAACUCUUGGAGAAGACAAAGGACCUUCCAGCAUCCUCUUCGCCAUCAACACGUCUACUAGCGGCCCAGCUGAAGGCGCUUCAGUCGCGAUACGAUGAACUCUUGGACAAGAAACAACGCGCCGCCGCAAUAUACAAACGAGACUACACUAAAUGGCGCGACUUCAAGGCAUUCCUGUUUGAUACAGAAUGCAAGGCAAAAUCCAAGAUAGAGGCGGAAAAGGACAACGAGUUUCGACGGAAUAUUUUUAUGCGAUUGGCUGACAAUGGGAAGAUGUGGGAGCAGAUAGGGCCAUUGCUCUAUGCGGACGACGCUUCGUACCCAUACGAGGAUAAGAACUUGUAUCGACAAAACAAAGAGAAUGAACCUGAAUUCACACCAACGCCGAUACCCACUCACCGCAGGACGAUUUUCCCACCAAACACUUCUGAACGACCUGGAACUCCAAAUUCGGCAUCGCUUCCAGUUGGUCCCUCGAAAACCACGACUUCAUUGCCGCAAUUAUUCAGCCCAAAGCCCAAUGGCUCCAGCCUUGCGCCAGUGCCUAUAACUACGGCAAUUUUCCCGCCAACUCCUUCCAAGCGACCUGGAACUCCAAGUUCACCGUCACCGCUUCCAUCAGCCUCUCUCAUCAAUGGAGUGACUUCAGCCGGUCCUUCGAAGACCACAAUUCCAUCACCGCUAUUAUUCAGCCCCAAGGCUAACGGCUCCAUUCUUGUUCCAAGUUCAUCAGACACGGAAGAGGACUCUCUUGGUAUUCUUGCUCCUUGCAUCUCUCGUCUUGUCAUCUCUGACGAGUCGUUCUGUUCUAGUCGGGGAAUCAAGCCCGACCCCGCAGUCCAAAGUGCUCUUUCAAGGUCAAGCCCCGUUGACAUCACCGUCGGCGCGGCUUUCCAAUGUCCCAAACUUGGAUAUCAAGCGACGCGGACCUCGCUCUACACUCGUCCUCUUAUCAAAGCAAUUAUCUUAGCCCCAUCGACACCGACGAAACCGAAGACUACCUCGGUGCCACCGCGGAAAGUUCGCCGCCUCAGUCACGAACAUGACAGUCCUCACUCCACGCCAUCUGCACCACAAGGAAAAGGCAAAGAGAAGGAGAAAGCCGCGUCAUCUGUAUCCGCGGCGCGUAACGCCAAACAGACGAACGACUAUUCAGCGUUCAAGGGUCGUGGACGAUACGCAAAAGAUUCGAAAGAGAAGACGAUCAACGAAACCUUUGCCAUCGAUCCAAACCGGAACAACGGACUCGACUUCCAGUUUGAUGCUGUUGUCCGCAACAAGGGCGAGCGACGAAAACUUCAUGCUGGAGAUUGCGAGUGUUGUCGUGACUACUACGAAGGUGUCGGGCCUCUUCCGAAACGUUUGAAGCAGCCGCUGUGGCGGUCACCAAAGAAGAACGCUACGCCUUCUCCUGUGCGUAGGAAGAAGGGAAUAUCGCGACAUCGGUAUAAUUGGGCGCAGGGUGGGACGCCGCCGGGGUAUUGGGAUAUUGGGUUCCCGGAUACCCAAGAAACGGAGAAUAUCAAUGAGAGGGCGAAGGAGAUGCAUGAGAAGAAGAGGAGGGAGAUUGAGGCCGAGGCUAUGCGUGGAGAUGGAAGUUUCACGGUGACAACGAAUAAUUUGUUUAAACCCUCUUCUGUGGCUCUCGAAGGACACGGCUCUAGCGAAGUUAACCCUCUCGUCGACACACAGCCCAAAUUCGAACAUCCGUAUUCUAUGUCAACGCCAGGGAAUAUCGCCCUACAGAAUGAAGACGCCUGUGAAGAUGCCAUCGUAAUUACCACUCUUGACACCGUUCCCUUCUGCUGUCACGAAGAUCUUCUCACCAUGUCGCGUCCCCAACUGGUUCAGGUUGCUACCACGCUCAACGCUAGACUUCCCGCCUUGCUUCGUAUUGAUGUAAACCUCAACCGCUCCGAUAGCUUCAUCCGAAAUUCCAUCGAAGUCAUCGUCGGUCUACGUAGAGAUGCUCCUCCUGCUCCGAAAGCCGUAAGAAUGCGGUCAGGUGAAUUACGGAUGGAGGACGACGAAGAGAGAUCAGGAAACUGUACCCCGCCUACAAGUCCAUUGGCUCGCCUUUCAGCACAAGGGACGCCAAGGCUAACGAGACUGGAAGAAGAGGAUGAGGAAGAGAAAGAUAAACCGUCGAAGAGGCGCAGGGUAACAUAUAGCGCUACAACACCGACUCCGCUUCCUCGUGCUCUGCGUAGCUAUUCACAACGUGUUUCGCAAGCAUCGCCGACUCCUACUCGUAUCCUUCGUUCGCAGAGCCAGAAACUACAGGAAAGGAUGGAUAACAUGCAAAUCGACACUCGUUUCGUGACCACUACCAGACCAAGAUAUGGCAAGCGCCUACAGAACUCUGGCUACGAGAUCUAUAUCCUCUCAAUUUCCCGCUACACACGACCGACGAGGUUACCGUUUGAGGAGCACUCGGAUGAAAGCGCCGAAGGGACCACAUGGCCCAACGGUCCGAUGCCGCGGGCCGGCCAGAAACUGAACUUCACAGACGAAAAAAAGGGACAGAGGGGGAAGAAGGAUGUUGGGGGAGCACAAAAUCUUUGCAGGGGCGACCCCAGCCAGUAUUAUAUUAAUAUGCCACCAAUUCGCCCCCACCGUAAAACACGAAAUGGAUGCAAAACAUGCAAACAACGCAAAGUCAAGUGCGAUGAAGAAUUUCCUAUUUGCAAGAACUGUACCAGGAGAUGCAUAGAAUGUGUCUGGAUCGAUACCCCACCGUAUCACUCGCUGGUACCAGCGACAUCUCCCCGUACUCCAUCAAGUUCCCCUGAAACUUCCCCUUCCACAAUAACUGGCACAACAGGUUCAUUCGACCUACUGACUCUCGAGCUAAUUCACCGCUAUUCUACCACUACUUCUCACACACUUGCUUCUGAUCCUGUUACAUCCAAUGUUUGGACUACCAUCGUUCCCAAACUCGUGUUCGAUCCUAGAAACCAAUGUCUCCUUUACGCUGUUCUCGCCGUGUCCGCGCUUCACGUUUACCAUACUGAUCCCACGGCAGAUCGGUACGCCGUAGCCGCGAGCACUUACCACUGGCAAGCCAAGAUGGGGCUACACAAGGCAGAGACGGACGGGGAGACGGAUAUUGGUGCUAUUUUUAUCACCUUGUCCCUUCUCGCGAUGUACGAGUUCGCUACAUCCUCCAUCGUCUCCUUAUCCAUGAGCGGCUGGCAUAUCACAGUCCGUAAUAUCACUUGCGAGGUUGCAAAAAUCUGGCCACAGCUCCGAGAAGGUGUUCUGCGCCCGGCGUUACUCGUAAAAGCGCCAACAACCAUAUCUACACCGCUGGAGGAAUCCUUUUCAUCAUCCUUGUCGACACUUCUGAGCACAGCGCACUCGUCACCAGACCUUGAGGAGCUACACGACGUAUCGGUGUAUGCUGCGUAUAAGGAAUCAAUACGAAUUCUCGAGAUAUCAUGCAAAGCCUCAUCUGAGAAUUGGAACGCAGUGGCUUUCUGGUGGACAAUGGCACCUAAGAGGUUCUUUCGCCUACUAGCAGAGGGGAAGCCACGUGCAUUGAUUAUCUUGGCGCAUUUCUGUGUCAUGAUGAAGCGGGUGGCGAAGGAUGGCCCGUGGUGGGCGAGGAAACAGUGGGGCAUCGAAGCAGCGAGAAUUCUCUCUGCGCUCGACACGCAAUGGAUGCCGUGGCUGGGAUGGCUCUUGAGCCAGUUGGAUGAAGAUCACGCCUUUGACUAUGCAGAUACGGAUUUCAUGCAUUGGUUAAGCUUGAGCACUGGAGGUCAAGAAUCAAAAGUAAUCUUUCAAAGGAUCGACCAUACCAAGUUUUCCCAAACGUACGAUUUUGGAGAUUUUCUGGCCUUUGCCGCCACAUCUCUCAGGCCACUGCGUACCCGCCAAGCCUCUCUCGUACACAUUGAAGAAAUUUUUAUCUCCUUGAAGUCCCAAGCGUCCCAUCGCCAAGUCGGGGCUAUGCGUUAUCAAGCUCCGCAGGAGAACUCGAAGUUCAAUCAACGAAUCAAGAAAUGGAAGCGUUUACCAAGACCUCCAAAAUUUGCGGGAAUUCCUUGGUUUCUGAUGGAAAAGUGGCUCUUCAAGUUCCGCAGCCCGGUGAAGCUGUGA